Molecule: messenger RNA, 1292 nt
Organism: Sardina pilchardus (European sardine)
Lineage: Eukaryota; Metazoa; Chordata; Actinopteri; Clupeiformes; Clupeidae
Product: B-cell receptor CD22-like
Exons: 6
Coding region: 1-1260 (419 amino acids)
Biological process (GO): cell-cell adhesion
Cellular component (GO): membrane
Source: RefSeq, a predicted model, not a curated record
AUGAACACAGCAAUUGUGUCUGUUCCAUCUGGUGAAAUAACUGAGGGAACCAGACUGACUCUGACCUGCAUGAGUGAAGCUGACCCACCAGUACACACAUACACCUGGAUCAAGAAGAGUGGAGCUGUAGAACUGGAGUCAGGAAAGGAGAACACACUCACCUUCAGGAAGAUCCGUAUUCGGGACAGUGGAGAGUAUCUCUGUCGAGCAGCCAAUACGAUUGGUCAACAGGACUCUCCUGCUGUGUUUGUCCAGGUUUUAUAUCCUCCAAAAAACACAACAGUUGUGUCUGUUCCAUCUGGUGAAAAAACAGAGGGAAGUAAUGUGACUCUGACCUGCAUGAGUGAAGCUGACCCACCAGUACACACAUACACCUGGAUCAAGAAGAGUGGAGGUGGAGAACUGAAGUCAGGAAAGGGGAACACACUCACCUUCAGCAAGAUCCGUUCUGAGGACAGUGGAGAGUAUCUCUGUCGAGCAGCCAAUAGGAUUGGUCAUCAUGACUCUCCUGCUAUGUUAAUCAAGGUCUUGUAUCCACCACAAAACACAAGCAUUGUGUUUGCCCCAUCUGGUGAAAUAACUGAGGGAACGACAGUGACUUUGACCUGCAUAAGUGAAGCUGAUCCACCAGUACACACAUACACCUGGAUCAAGAAGAAUGGAACCGUAGAACUGGAGUCAGGAAAGGGGAAGACACUCACCUUUAGCAAGAUCCGUUCUGAGGACAGUGGAGACUAUUUAUGUCGAGUAGACAAUAAGAUUGGUCAACAUGAUUCUCCUGAUGUAACUGUUGAGGUUUUAUCUAUGGGCCUUGACCAGACCAUAUGGAUAGCAGUUCUGGUUGGAGUAGCGGUCUGUGGAGUUCUGAUUUUGCUCUGUGUCAUAUGCAGAUUGAGGCGAUCUAAACAGGUAGCUACAAACAAUACCAGGACAUCAGCUGAGGACAACCAGGAUGGAAACUAUGGCAACAUGCAGAUAAACCUGAACCCCAACACCACCCUACCUGAUGGAGUCUACCAGACUCUGAACCCCAACACGACCCAACCUGAUGCUGUCUACCAGACUCUGAACACCAACACCACCCAACCUGAUGCUGUCUACCAGACUCUGAACCCCAACACGACCCAACCUGAUGCUGUCUACCAGACUCUGAACCCCAACACGACCCAACCUGAUGCUGUCUACCAGACUCUGAACACCAACACGACCCAACCUGAUGCAGUCUACCACACCCUGAACCCCAAAAGCCAUAAGAAUUAGGUUCAUCACAAACUUCAGCAGUCUCCUCUGUU